CGUCAAUGGUCUCCAGGAUACGAUCAUCCCUACCCACUUUGCUGACAGUACCAGGACACCUGCGCGCGAAUAUCGAUCGACACCCACCUGUCUGAUUGUACCGGCGAAUUCUUGCUGGAGCAGAUGCAGUUGAUUUUAAACGAUAUCUGACACAACAGCUCAUCAUUUCUCACCGACCAUCGUUAUAUUUCCGAGGUGCAACAAUUUAAAUUCGACGAGCGCUUGCGCGUAUUAUCGAUUCGACAUCUCGGUUUGGACCUCGUCAGCUGCGAGAUUUAUGGAAGAGCAGAGAGACAAUGGCGAGUAGAAGAAACGAAUUCCUUCGAAUUCUCUUGAUAUGCGCAGUAGUGAUAUUUAGAGGUGUUACAUCCAAUAUCAACGAUGGAAGCUUCGAUGGAAGUAACUUCAAUAAAUUUGACGCUCCUGACCAAUUUUCUCACGAUCAGUUUUCGGAAUCCUAUAACACGCCAUUGCAUCCCAUCGAAAAUCGUUUCUGGCGAAGUCCCGAAAAUCUUGGUGAGAUUUCCGGAGUCGCUGUGGAACCGACGGGAAAUCUCGUAAUUUUUCAUCGCGGAGAUCGAACAUGGAAUUACGAGUAA
Molecule: messenger RNA, 599 nt
Organism: Trachymyrmex septentrionalis
Lineage: Eukaryota; Metazoa; Arthropoda; Insecta; Hymenoptera; Formicidae
Exons: 3
Coding region: 297-599 (100 amino acids)
Source: RefSeq, a predicted model, not a curated record